AUGAGAUCAACUCUGCUAGCUGGUCUAUUCGGCUUGGCUGUGACAGCUUCUUCCUCAACUGCUUCUUCCUCGGAGCAAGUCGUGCUAGGACCAUCACCACAAACGUCGAAUGAUGGUAUUGGACAAUUUGUAAAACCAAAAAGACGACCUCUUAAAGGUCGUUUCUUGCAUAUAACGGAUAUCCACCCAGACCCGCAUUACAAAUCUGGUGCAACGUUCGAUUCGGGUUGUCAUAAGAGAGAUAAAGAUAAGAAGGGGAAGAAAGGAAAGGGGAAGGGGAAGGCUACCGAUGUGGAUGAUGAUUAUGAUGAUAUGGAGAUGUUGAAAGAUAAAAAUAAAGAUGAUUUAGACCUGGCUGGCAAAUGGGGUACAGCUGUUUCGAAAUGCGAUACUCCCAUGUCAUUGGUGAACAUAACCUUUGAUUGGUUGAAAGAAGAAUGGAAAGAUGAGAUUGAUUUUAUAAUUUGGACGGGUGAUAAUGCCAGACACGACAUAGAUCGUUCACUCCCACGUACGCCGAACGAGAUAUACGAACUCAAUCGAAUGGUCGUUUCCAAAAUGUUAGAUACGUUCGGCACGGAUAUACCGAUAGUACCAAGUAUAGGUAAUAAUGAUAUUUACCCUCAUAACGUUAUGGCUGCUGGACCAAGUAAACUGACCGAAGAAUUCCUACACAUAUGGAGUAAAUUCAUUCCACCUGAUUACUCUCACGUGUUUGAGCGAGGGGCAUAUUACUCUGUGGAGGUUAUACCAGAUACGUUGGCUGUGAUAUCACUCAAUACUUUGUUCUGGUAUGACUCAAAUACCUUGGUUGAUGGAUGUGGUGAUCACUCGAAUGAUCCCGGUGCGCUGGAGAUGGAUUGGCUGGACGUGCAGUUGUCUGGAUUUAGGGAUAGAGGUAUGCAAGUUUGGUUGACAGGUCAUGUACCGCCUCAUAUGGGUUAUUAUUAUGAUAAUUGCUAUCUGAGGUAUGGUGAUCUGGCUCUACGGUAUCAGGAUACGAUCGUUGGACAUCUGUUUGGACACAUGAACAUCGACCAUUUCUUCUUCAUUGACGUUGACGAGCUGGAAGCCACCCCAGUCACACGAUCAAAAGUUGGAAUCUUCGGUGCUGGAGAUGUACUGAAAGUGGAACUUAGGAAAGAUUUUCAAGAUAUGCCAGGACCUAAGGAUUUGAAAUUGAAAGAUUACAUUGCUGUCAAUGUUGCUGCUAGUGUCAUUCCGACUUAUCUACCCGGCUUAAGAAUAUUCUCCUACAAUAUCUCUGGAUUGGGUGAUGAGAAGAAUGAAAGAGCUUUCUACAAACCCCAUCACACCCCGACUGAUCCCAUUGACGACGACGAAGAUGAGAAGGAAGAAGCAGAUGAGUUGAAAGAUGAAGGCGAUGAUGUGGAGAUUGAGAAGAAGAAACCUCGUCGACCUGGUCAUCGACAUGGUAAAAGACCUAAAGGUGAUUGUAAAAGACCGGAAAAUGAAGAUAAACCGCAUUGCGUAUUUAGGAGGUUACCUCGAUAUUAUUCUAAAGAAUCACCUUCUAGAUCCAACAAGGCUUUAACCCCGUUGGGAUAUACUCAAUUCUAUCUACCCAAGUUGAAUAAGCAAAAGCAAAAACCGGAAUGGGAAAUUGAGUAUACCACUUAUAAAAAGGAAGUUUUGGUUCCUCCUUAUUCCAAUGGUACGGGAUGGGACCAGCCUCCGCCUAUACCACUUGGAUUGUUACCGGAAUACGAUCAGACGUUUUUCGACAACAAUGAGAAUGCGAGUGAUGAAGAGAUGACAAAGAAGAAGAAAACAAAAUUCGAAAAGGCUUUGAAGAAAAUUACACCUUGGAAGAUGCCUGAUUUGACUAUUCCGAAUUACGUCAAAUUGAGUAGGAAGUUGGUGGGUGAUAAAGAUAUGUGGGACAAGUUUCAGGAAUUGAUGUGA
Messenger RNA from Kwoniella mangroviensis CBS 8507, 1926 nucleotides. RefSeq lists its product as uncharacterized. NCBI's taxonomy places the organism in Eukaryota, Fungi, Basidiomycota, Tremellomycetes, Tremellales, Cryptococcaceae. Gene Ontology annotation, molecular function: phosphoric diester hydrolase activity; exopolyphosphatase activity; endopolyphosphatase activity. Gene Ontology annotation, biological process: polyphosphate catabolic process. The transcript is spliced from 10 exons. The coding region runs from base 1 to 1926 and encodes 641 amino acids. The record is from RefSeq and is a predicted model, not a curated record. Gene Ontology annotation, cellular component: fungal-type vacuole; membrane.